AUGGAAAAAUUAUUCAUCAUUACCUUGCUUGGUUUGCUGAUAGUGGCUAAUGGAGUUGCUGAAAACAUGGCGUACAACAACUUUGCCUUGCUUGAGGAGCUUGAAAGCUUUGAGAUAGAUGAAGAAGACGGGGUGGAAUUUUUCGACAUGCCGUCGUGGACAAGCGAACGUGGUGGCAAAGUUCUUGUGAAUGUUGAUAGCUUUGGUGCUGUUGGAGAUGGAAUUUCUGAUGACACUCAGGCCUUUGUAAAAGCUUGGGACACCGCCUGCACUACACCAAAAUCAGUUCUCUUGGUUCCUUCUGGACGCCGUUACUUAGUCAAUGCAACAAGAUUUACAGGCCCUUGUGAAGAUAGAUUGGUCAUCCAGAUUGAUGGAACAAUUGUAGCACCAGAUGAGCCUGAGAACUGGGACCCCAGAUUUGGACGACAAUGGCUUGAUUUCUCCAAGUUAAAUGGAGUCCUCUUCCAAGGGAAUGGAGUUAUUGAUGGCUCAGGCAGGAAAUGGUGGGAGUCAUCUUGCAAAAAGAACAAGACCAAUCCUUGCAGAGGAGCGCCGACGGCAUUAACCAUUGAUUCGAGCUCAGCAGUGAAAGUAACAGGUCUUACUAUAAAGAACAGCCAGCAGAUGCAUUUUGCGAUUUCCAAGUCAGCAUCCGUCCGGAUAUCUAAAGUUAGUGUCUCAGCUCCUGGAGACAGUCCAAACACUGAUGGAAUCCACAUUACUGCAUCAACUAAUGUUGUUCUCGAGGACUGCAAAAUUGGAACAGGUGAUGAUUGUGUCUCGAUCGUCAGCGGUAGCUCUGGUAUUAAGAUGAAGAGAUUAUAUUGUGGACCAGGACAUGGAAUCAGCAUUGGAAGUCUUGGGAAGGACAACUCAACAGGCAUAGUCACAAAGGUGGUCCUGGAUACUGCGUUUAUCAGGGACGCAUCCAAUGGCGUCAGGAUUAAGACUUGGCAGGGAGGUAAUGGCUAUGUUCGCGGGGUACGUUUUGAAAAUGUGAGAAUGGAAAAUGUUGAUAACCCCAUCAUUAUUGACCAAUUCUACUGUGAUUCUCCAAAAUCCUGCCAAAAUCAGACAUCAGCAGUAAAGAUCAGCGAGAUCAUGUACCGCAAUAUUAGUGGGACUACAAACAGUGCAAAAGCAAUGAAAUUUGCCUGCAGUGACACAGUUCCUUGCAGCAACAUAGUCCUCAGUAACAUCAACUUAGAGAAGGAGGAUGGCACAGCAGAAACUUACUGCAAUUCGGCCGAAGGUUUUGGAUAUGGCUUUGUUCAUCCUUCAGCUGAUUGCUUAACUUCCCAUGAAAAAAACUAUAGUUUCAUUGACCAGACAGAAAUUGCCCAAGACUACAGCAUCAACGACGAGACAGAAAUCGUUGAGCAAGCAGAUUUGAACAGCGACCGCAUUGUUCAUACUGAACUUUGA
Messenger RNA from Dovyalis caffra, 1428 nucleotides. The record is from the annotation of a GenBank genome assembly. Lineage: Eukaryota; Viridiplantae; Streptophyta; Magnoliopsida; Malpighiales; Salicaceae.